AGCACGUGAUAUGGAAUUGUCACAGCAGGCUGUUUGAUGUCCCUUCGGUGGUUUGUCAUCCACACUGUCGUGAUUGACAUGUCAAGCAUAUUCUUGGCGAAGAAGAUUCAGAUUGCUGAUUCUGUGUUUCCCCAGGACUGCAUUCGUCACCGUCGCAUGUCUCGUCUGGAUAUUCUCUGUAGAUCGCACAUCCCAACAAGUACAAGUCAACAAGCAACUACAUUCGGAACAGCAUGAUAUUCGGUUCGUCGGCUCGUUUGAGAGAGACCAAAAUUGCGCAAAACGAAUUGAAUGAAAAGAAAAAGUCCUCUGACAUCCUGCCUACAUAAGAGUCGCAGGAGGUUUCAACAUCGCAAGGCAUCCUUUCUCCUGAUAUCAUUAUCUUGACUUUGUAUUACCAUUGCUCCUACAAUGUAUUACAGAUAGAAGACGGAAGAUGCCAUAGCAUGGUGGAGUUCUUGUAAGGCUUCAUCUUCUUAUCUAUUUCCGUACUCGUUUUUUUUUGCAUGACUACAUUUGUGAGAAUAUUGUUCAUUUGUUGAUGAUUCGAAAAAGUAGUUGGAAAAACUUUGUGAAAAAAAAAUAACUUCUUCACAAUCCGUCUUACUUUCGAUUGGCGACGCAACGGCGCAAUUUAGAACUACAACUUGUUCCGUCCUGACUACAAAUUAAGUACCACACAGAAGCGCAAGCAGUUCGUCAAAGAGAACUACACCUGAGUUUCAGUCUUGAUUUGCAGGCAGCAUCGACACAUCCAAUCUGAAUUGCGCCCGCGUCUUAUAGAUACAAUAGCGCGCAUAGCACCCCGAAGAAAAGGCCGUUAUUGUCAUAGUAGCGUCCGCUAAGCGCGCAUAUAAUAUUCGAUCAGUCUUCGUUCGCUACUUGCGCUCGGCUUUCUGCGUACACGCGGCAUGCACACGGCAAGGCCUACAGCAACGCAGACGAGUUGUGACGUGAAGAAGCUAGGUCGUAGCACUGGAUCAAAAAAAUGGAUAGAAUAACUCCGGUUCUGAAAAAGCACAACUAUGUGCCGCUUAAGAAAGUGGGAUCAGGGUCUUUCGGACAAGCUUGGCUUGUGGGACAAGAGGAAAAUGGAUCGCAAAAGAACUACGUGUGCAAAAUGGUACUGCCAGAUUACUUACUUGUUUUGUUAAGUGUUUAGUAAGGGUGUUCUUCCGAUGACGUUGCUUCGCUGUAAGCCGCGUAACUAGAUUGACAAGUACAAGUCAUUUACUUAGUCUUCAUCUUCUCACAUCUUACAUCAAGUCUCCAUUUUCAUACAAGCCUUUGUAAUCACUUUGCAGAUCGACAUUAGCAGAUGUACGCAGAAGGAGAAAAAGGAUGCUUUGCACGAAGCUUCAGUACUGAAGACGCUCCAGCAUCCGUAUGUGGUACUAAACUACUUUAUGGUCGUUGUAAUUGGUUUCUACUUGAUUUUCACCGCUAGAGCUACAGCACGUGGUACACAUACAGCCUAUUUUGCUUCGUAGUUCUAUCAUAUAUUUAUCAAUGACACCACAAUCUACAUCUUCUUGGAAAGCGGACGAAGGGAUAUGGUAUUACCAUACGAUUAGAGGAGGAGCCACUUGUUUUUUUCGUUCGCGACGCUUUCAAAGCAAAAGGAAUGUUUUGCACUGAUAAAGAUUCCGGUUCUUGCACCAUUCGUUUAAUAUUCACUUCUAUGCAUUGUUUCAUUUCACUUUAUUAGGUCCGGUAUAAAGAGAGCUUUUUGGAGAACGGAUGGUUGUGCAUCGUGCAAGAAUAUUGUGAGGGUGGCGAUUUGUAUCAAAGAAUCCAAAAAGCGAAGAAGCUGCACCAACCCUUCGGCGAGGAGCAGAUUCUACGAUGGUUCACGCAGUGCAUGCUGGGCCUCAAGUUUAUCCACGAAAAGCACAUUCUACAUCGCGACCUCAAAAGCAGCAACUUUUUUCGUACAAGAUCUUCUUCUGCAUUUCAUUGUUCUACUUAGGUUAGAUAAUUCUUACUCGUAUAUAUUCCACUCUAGUACUUACUUUGAUUUGCGACGAAAUUCAUCUCAUGGUGCUGAAGUAGUUCUUGCUAAGGAUAUCAAAUCAUGUCAAUGUGCUGCUGAAGACACAUCCGAGCAACUCUACUUUCAGUUUCAAAAACCGGCGAUAUCAAGAUGGGAGAUUUUGGCAUCGCGAAAGUGCUGGAAUCAACUGCCGCGGUAGCCAAGACGCAGAUUGGUAAGUAUUACACUUGCAUGAUCUGACAGCAGUUCAUGACAGAAAAAUGUGAACCACUAAGGUUUAUCCGUUGUACAAUCGCUUUGGACAGGCAGGAAUAUUAAGCGAACCGUUGUAGCAGAAGUCAAACUACCUGGACGAUUUAUUACCGGUUCAAUUUUCUUGUUCAUCUUUGAUUUUUUCAGGUACACCAUACUAUUUAUCACCGGAGAUAUGUCAAGAAAAAGCGUAUGCUUGGCCCUCGGAUAUAUGGUCCAUGGGUUGCAUUUUGUACGAAAUGUGCUGCUUGAAAGUGCCCUUUGACGCCGCAGACCUCAGAGCACUAGUGCACCGAAUCACAAGGGGUCCGACGCCAAGCCUUCCUACACAGUACUUUUUGGAAACUGCUUUUAGAUUUGGAAUGUGGAUGAGACUGGGAAAUGAUCAUUGAUAGGAUAAUGUAGGUCUAGGACGAAAAACAAAGAGAGGAGAAAAGACGACUGCCAAUAUUCAUGAGCAUUAUUUUCGUGAUUGCAAAUGUCACUUAUUUUCUCAAGAACAUGAUUUACAGUUUCUCUCCUGCUGUCCGGGGCCUAGUUUCAGAGAUUUUGGUGCGGGAUCACACACGAAGGCCAACUGCGGCGGUGAUAUUGAGUCGCGCGGUCCUUGCCGACCGCGUGCGACAGCUUGAGUCGGAGCAAGCCGCGGCGGAAAGCAGCGCCCCAUCUGUCGGUGGACAGGAGAAAUCAAAGAAUGACGAUAUUAGCGAAAUUCAGCAGAAGCUUCUGAAGGACGGAGGGAAUAAGGUCGCGAAGGCUGGCGGCGCAGCAGGCGCAGGGGGAGGCGCAGCAGCGGUGCCAGGUCCCUACGGUAGCGAUGCAGGGAAGUAUGUGAAGAACCAGAUCGUAGAAUAUUGGUCGGAGACGCACAAAGAGUGGCUCCCAGCGCAGAUCACAGCGGUAGACUCAGAAGGCCGAAUUCAAGUACACUGCAAACCAAACGCAUGGCUCUCGCUCGGAGUGCAAGCACAGAAGGUACUUGGUUACGGACGUCUACUUUUGCCCACUUCAUCUUGACUGGAACGCCACUAUGUCGCAUAGACACGACGAUCUCAUCUUACCAAUAACUGAUUGUUGAUGAUAAAAACAUAGGUGCGCCCCAAGAAGGAUGAGCCAUCGUCCGCGAAAGACAACAAGCCACGACCGCCCGCUAUCCCAGCUGUUGUUGAGCAGCACAAGCCUGGCGGGGGGCGUUCAUCUAGUUACAACACUCCACGCUAUCACGGUGCCGCGACUCCUCCAGUUUAUCACCGGCAGCAGACACCUCCGCUGAAUAACUAUCCACCUGCGGGUGCGCGCAUAGGCUCGCCUUCGCCCUUCGGUCGCGCUGGAACUCCAAGACUGGCUUACGGCGUGAACCGCUACACUCCUCGUGGAGGACAGGGAACACCCCGAGCGGCGUCCCCGAUGAACAGGCCGCCAUGGCAGAACCACAGUCCGCGCAGCUACUCCGGUAGCCGUAUCUACUAGUCGGGUCGCACUAGUAAAUAAACCGUGCGCGUCGUGGGCGUGGUCUCCGUCUUCGUCCUUUUCGAAAACUCGAAGAUGAAAAGAAACGCUCCAUGACUUUCCGAUUCGUUGUAAAGAUUGCUAAAAGUCUCUGUCUCUGCAUCUAUUCGUCUUCUUAAGUAGUCCUUACGCUAGAAGAGAAAAGUUUCAGUCUAAGAAUACGCUAGAUUUUUCCUUCACCCAUAUUGAUAGAAAUGACACCUCUUCUUCGCAUAAAAUGAAAGAUAUAUAUAGUCAAUCGUCUUGGUGGCAAGACCAAGAGUAGUACAACUACUUUCUUAGUCUUAUCUCUGUCUCAACAAGAUGGCAAUACGUUCUUCGGAUGGCAUAAAAAUGACGUUGUAAAUCUAAGCAAGAACAAAAGCUGUGCUCCCGCUACAUAAAGUAGUGUAUGACAGAAAAUUUACAGAUCCGAUGAAGAUGUCGCUCUCGCUCAUACUUGUUAAUUCUUGCUGUCAGGAGUCAGUAUCCUCUUACGACUAGAAUCAAUUCAGAACUUGUUUUUUCGGUUAUAUUUAUAAAUAUAUAAUUAUCGCCAUCAACUUUGUCGUACGGGUUCUGGUAGCUGAUGUCAUCGUAGUUUUUCUGUCAAUAAAAUGAAACCACUGAUGAUUCUUGGCAAUUAGCCCUUCCCAGGGUUAUGAACAGGACAAGAGUAUCAAGAUAUUUUUCUUAAAUUGCAACUUCAUUCCAAGCAGUCCAACUACACUAAAAAAGAUGUAUUUGGGUCGCAUUUAGUUGAUAGAAGUACUAACAAAUGCUUCUGGUCGAUCUAUGUUUAUUAGAAGGGACUUCGAUGUUCUUAGUUUGAUCGCUUAUCUCCAAAACGAAUACCUCCCAUGAGAAAACAGUAGUCUUAGGUGUAGUUGAAGAAUGUCAUUCUUAGAAUGAAGUAGAUGAGUACUAGAUUGGUAUAGAAAGAAGUUUAGUAGAAUUUUAUGUUUGUUGUUCUCAAUCCCUAUUCCUUCUGUUCUUGAUUCUUGUAGUUCGGUAGAUAGAUCUAUUUUUAGGCACAUAGAAGAUGAUACGAUUACGAUGUAGUGCUAUUGAUAUCUUACUUGUGUACAGAAGCAGCAAGGCGCAGUAUUAUGUUCCUCAUAGACACUAUCCUUGAAUGUAAUGGUGCACAUAAUUUGUCAUAAAAGGUAUGAUCUGUUCAUUUUUUUCAUGUGCACAUUCGCUUUCCAACUGAAUGGUGUCGUCAUUCGUCUAUCACACGAAAUGAACAGCAGUAACGCUAAAAGAUAAGUAAGAGCAUAGACUAAGAUAUAUUGCUGUUGAGUUCUUCGAGGAUGUUCAUAGGUGGCUAGAAACCUCUUGUUUUGAUUCUCAAUGUACUCGCGGUCGUUGUAAUAUUUCUGACUUUGAAUCGUCCCCAUUCCCGCGUGGUGGCUCGAGGAUCCCCGAACUGGAAUUCUGUCCUAUUUUGAGCAGGAUUUGAACACGGAGAAUACGAAUAGCCUGAUGAAAAUAAUUGCAGCGAGAUGAUUAUAUUUAUAUAAAUAUUCUUACCAGCCAGAGCCACAAAGAUGAAGAUCAUCUCGUCCCUAGGAAAAUGACAAAGAUAAAUCGCACAUUCCUAUCAGAACUAUCACUAUCAGGCUGCUGCGCUGUGACAGAGCCAGCGGUGAGGAUGAAUCGACAGAGCAAUGUUGAUAUGGGAGCUAGAAACAAACAUCAUCGUUUUCUCUCCCGGUACUUCCUCUUCGACAGUUCUUUCCCAUCUAGAUCAGCUUCACUCUCAAACUUAUCUUCCGCGGCGAGACUUACUAGGAGGCCCAGAGCAUGAAGGGUGAAGAGGUUCGAGAAUUUGCGUGAUCAGUGGACUCAUCUUCUAGCCGCGUCAUCCGAAGUGGGCCGUGAAACCGAACAGACCUACGCGUUAUCUCUCGCGAAGUACAAUGUGUGCGUACAGGAGUCAACGCAGAUUUUUUGC
Molecule: messenger RNA, 5690 nt
Organism: Amoebophrya sp. A25
Lineage: Eukaryota; Dinophyceae; Syndiniales; Amoebophryaceae
Source: the annotation of a GenBank genome assembly